This is a messenger RNA of Plasmopara halstedii, 165 nucleotides long. RefSeq lists its product as uncharacterized. The coding region runs from base 1 to 165 and encodes 54 amino acids. The transcript is spliced from 2 exons. NCBI's taxonomy places the organism in Eukaryota, Oomycota, Peronosporomycetes, Peronosporales, Peronosporaceae. The record is from RefSeq and is a predicted model, not a curated record.
AUGGGUAUCGAAUUUGAAAAUUUUCUGAAUUCGCCAGGGGUGGUAAAUCUCAGCCAUACAUGUUCGAUCAUAUGCAGUACAGAACAUUUUGUGCCUUACUCUCUCACGGCUGAGGGACGAAUUCCAAAUGGCACAGGGCAGUCUAUUCAAAAGAAACUACGCUAA